Spizellomyces punctatus DAOM BR117 is the source of this 1546-nucleotide messenger RNA. RefSeq lists its product as uncharacterized. The coding region runs from base 1 to 1344 and encodes 447 amino acids. The transcript has 3 exons. NCBI's taxonomy places the organism in Eukaryota, Fungi, Chytridiomycota, Chytridiomycetes, Spizellomycetales, Spizellomycetaceae. The record is from RefSeq and is a predicted model, not a curated record. Gene Ontology annotation, biological process: phosphorelay signal transduction system.
AUGAGCGAAAACGUCCGGGUGGCCAUCGUUGAUGACAACCCCAUCAUGCAACAGAUUAUGGUGAAAGCACUACACAAGUACAUGCACGUACGAGUUGCACCGGAGGAUGUGUUCACCGACGGGUUGUCCCUCCUUAAAGCUUUGGCGAUGUGGCGGUAUGAUUUGAUUCUACUUGAUAUUGAAAUGCCUAUCAUGGACGGUCUGCAAGCAACACUUCGCAUCCGCAACCCAGUAGAAGACCCUGCCAACGCCUCGGUGUGGACCAACCUUCGCAACUCAGUGUUAAAUAGCAGCGGUCGCAGCUCCGAGUGCUCUCGCAGUACGCGCCCCGCAACACCUUCACCGACUGUUCGGCAAAUGCGGUAUGCUCUCACGUCUGUUGGGUCCGGUACCGCUCCCGAGAUCAACAACGACGUUGCGUUCAGGAUAUUGGAGGAAAACAGGACCGUUCCGAUCGUUGCCAUUACUGCCAAUGCUUUCCUCGACGAACAGCGACGACACUGUAUGUCGGUGGGAAUGAAUGACGUUGUUUCCAAGCCCAUUACCCCAGAAGCCAUCAAAGAUAUCAUGCGAAGAUAUUUAGACUCGGACCAUUUUCACAUGCGGUUAAGCGUAGACGACUUGGCUGAAUUGGUUGAACCGAGGGAACAAGAGAGGUGUCCAAGACGGGAUCGAAACGGGCAGGCAAACGAACGGUCGAAUGGGUCUGAGCAUACCGUCGAGGAUCGUCCAAUAGCGUUUCAUGCCUCGCUACCCCGGAACGUGGGUAAAAAACUACCUCCGCUCAUGCGAACAGCCAUGUCUACGCAAAAUGUGCUGGGACACCGCGCACCAUCAACCGAAUCAACAACACACAUAUCGAGCCUUCAUAGCGAUUCCGAAGGCCGUUUUCGUUCUCAGAAUAUAGCGGGGCGGUCCUACGACAGUGAUGAUUCGACAGCAGACAGACUUUCCAGUCAAUCCCUAUCAACUCGCUCAACAACUACCUCUCUAUACCUUGACCCAGAUGGCAGCCUGUCCCGUCCCCAGGAAAAAAUCGCACAAAACGUUUCCAAUCCAUCACUUCGUCGACACGCCUCGGAGAGUAUAAAAUCUACCUUAUACGGUGACCCUGAAGGUCGGUUUCGCCCAAGUCCAGCUGCUAAACACCGUUCUGAUGAGACUACGGAACCCAUUCGGCGUCCGUCUCCGCCGGCGGAGGCGCAUCCCUCUGCCGAUGUUGGUCGUUUGGGCUGUGGAGUGGCAAGUGGAGGUGGAUCCAUUCGACGAGCUUCGAGUGUGAGUCGAAAGUCGCAGGUGGGCCGACCGGUGGUACCUGACCGGGAUGUGAAUGCUGUGCAAUGAGGAUUACUGGGUGGUAAACUUUUGGAUUAUGGACACUGGGUGAUGGGAACUGUACACUUUAUUUUUCUGCUAGAUACUUCUUUUUUUAGUUCGUUUUUUUGGUUCGUUUUGUUCAGACAACGUUGGAUUUUUUUUUUUUUCUUUUCUUUGCGACUCUUCUAUGACCAAAACUCAAAUAUAUACCUGGUAGUUUUCUUGGAGG